AUGAUGGUCGACCAACGCCAGUUCCGCUUUUGUCCCCACAAGCCGCGCGUCUUUGUAACUUCGGAUAUAGCCAACGAGCCUGAUGAUGCCCAGUCACUGGUCCGAUUCCUGCUGUAUGGGAACGAAUUCGACAUCAAAGGCCUAGUCGCCUGCACAUCGACCUGGAUGCGCACGUCCGUGCAUCCAGAGCAGAUGGAAGAGAUCAUCAACGCAUAUGGAAGAGUGGUCUCAAACCUCAACGCCCACGUGCACCCCGACAACCAGUAUCCGGCUGUCCAGGAGCUUCUCAGCCUCCUCCGCACCGGGCCAUCCACCUACGGCAAGCGCGCCCUGGACCCUAGCGUCCCACUGAGCAGCGGUGCGGAACUGCUGAUCGAGCAGCUGGCAGCCUCGGACGAACCCCUCUGGGUCCUCUGCUGGGGUGGAACAAACGUCCUUGCGCAGGCACUCCAUCACCUCCACCAGGCCCAUUCCGACUCGAUGAGCAUCAAGCUCCGCGCCCGGCUCCGGGUGUACGCCAUUUCCGACCAAGACGACACCGGCCUCUGGAUCCGCAUCACCUACCCGGAUAUCUUCUACAUUUGCUCUUCGCAUGGAUGGAACAACUACGCCCUUGCCACGUGGAGCGGCAUCUCCGGCGAUCUGCAGGGCGACGAAUUCCCCGAUUUCGGGGGCCCAGAUACCAGCAAGGUCACCGCCGGCUGGCUGAACGAGCAUAUCCAAAUCGGGCCCCUGGGCGCAGUAUACCCGGAUUCCAAAUUCAUCAUGGAAGGCGAUACACCGACGUUUCUCUAUCUCGUCCAGAACGGACUGGGGUGCCCCGAUCAUCCUGAAAUGGGGAGCUGGGGCGGUCGGUAUGUCCCUGUUGACGUGGGGUUCGCGGCGCGACACUACAGCGACGCAGCGGAUCGUGUUGUUGGCAAGGAUGGGAUGAAAUAUGUCAGCAACAGGGCGACCAUUUGGAGAUGGCGGGAUGCAUAUCAGAAUGAUUUUGCGGCGAGGGUGAAGUGGACGUUGAGCCCAGAUCAAGCGGCGUCGAACCAUGCGCCGGUCGUGGUUGUCAACGGGAGUCGAGGCCCGGAGCCGUUGAGUCUCUCUGUGGAGGCGGGUGCCGCGAUCAUCCUGGAUGCGUCGGACAGCUACGAUCCGGAUGGUGAUCAGUUAACUUUCUCGUGGUUUCAGUAUCGUGAGCCGACGAGCGCGCUGGGGGCUGUGAUUGACCCUCAGAUUGCUGGGCUCGAGAUUGUGCCUAUGGACUCGGAGGCUGCCAGACCUUCCGGAAGAAAGGUCAAGGUUACUCUGCCAGGACCAGAAAAAUGUGCUAUUGAUUUUGUUUCUGGAAAGGCCGUGGCUCAGGGUCAAGCUCUGCAUGUUAUUCUAGAGGUGAAGGAUGACGGUGCUCCAUGUCUAUACUCCUACAAACGGGUGAUCAUUCAGGUGACGAAUGAGAAGCUUCUAGGAGGAAGAGACAAGGCCUGUGAAACGGUAAUGGAGAGUCUCCAGGCUUGA
Molecule: messenger RNA, 1509 nt
Organism: Aspergillus mulundensis
Lineage: Eukaryota; Fungi; Ascomycota; Eurotiomycetes; Eurotiales; Aspergillaceae
Exons: 1
Coding region: 1-1509 (502 amino acids)
Molecular function (GO): hydrolase activity, hydrolyzing N-glycosyl compounds
Source: RefSeq, a predicted model, not a curated record